AUGCAGUUGCUCUUGUCUUUGGCGUCGUUUGCAGCGGCAGCAUGGGGCCUUGUCGUCCUCGAAGAGCUGCCCCACGUUCCGCACGGAUGGAACGCUGUAGGACGAGUUCACGAUAACAGCUCAGUGACACUGCACGCUGCCUUGAAAUACCAAAAUCUCGACCGCCUAGAAGCCGAGCUGGCAGCAGUUUCAACGCCUUGCAGCCCACGGUAUGGCCAAUAUCAAGACUUGAGACACCAAUGGGGCAUGUUCGGACCAUCCAACGAAUCGGACAGUAAAGUGAGAAAUUGGCUCCAACGGAGCGGCACACAGGACAUUCAAAGCGAUGGCCAAACAGUCUCGUUCAAGACCACGGUGGGACAUGCAAAGUCCAUGUUGAACGCCGAUUUCCAAGUCUACAAGAGGGGAAGCGAAGCCCGGCUGAGGACCAGAGCUUACUCUGUUCCCGACGACCUGGCCGAUCACAUUGACCUGAUUGCACCGACGACAUACUUCGGCAGCAUGCAGCCCCAUUCUGUCAUCCCGGAAAGAAUCCCAAUGGACAGCCUGGAACAACAGACCAAGCGAGAUGAGCUCGAGGAGCACACGAAGCGAGACAAUCUCCAGCCAUCAUGCUUGACGACAUAUGUUUCUAGUCGGACGAACCGAACAUAUGAAGCCAUUACCCCGGAGUGCCUGAAGCAGCUGUACAACACCGUCGGCUACGAUGCAGAUCCAAAAUCUGGCAGCAAUAUCGCAUUUGCCAAUUUCUUGGAGGAGAGCCCCAGUUACUCGGACUUGCAUCUGUUCGAGAAGGAGUUCAAUAUCCCACAGCAAGACUUCGAGAUUCUGGCGCUGAUCAAUGGCGGCGUGAACGACCAAGAUCCUCAGACAGAGACCGAUGGUGAGGCCAACCUGGAUGUUCAGAAUAUCAUUGGUCUGGUCGAUGGCCUUCCUGUCUACACAUACAUUACCGGAGGUCGUGGCCCUCUCGUUCCGGAUUUGCUCAGCCCAAAUGCAUCGGCUGAUACAAACGAGCCGUAUUUGGAGUACUUUUCAUACCUACUUCGCCAACCAAACUCCAAGAUCCCACAUGUGUUAUCCCACAGCUACGGCGAUCACGAGAACACGGUGCCAGAACGCUAUGCUGCUCGAAUCUGCAACCAGGCCGGCUUGCUGGGACUUCGCGGCCGUAGCGUCCUCUUCUCGACGGGAGACGAAGGAACUGGAGCAGUCUGUCGCGAUAACAGCGGUGGUAAUCUUUACGGCCAUCCUGAGUUCACUCCUCAAUUCCCAGGAACAUGCCCUUAUGUUACGGCUGUCGGCGGCACCCAAGCUUACAACCCAGAAGUAGCAUGGAACGCAACAGGAUCUGGGUUCAGCCGUUACUUCCCGACUGCAUUCUACCAGAAGAAUGCAGUCAACAAGUACCUGUCAACAUAUAUCAACCCGGAAGCGAAGGCAUACUAUCAGGCCAACAACUACACCGACUUCCAAGGGCGAGGAGUUCCAGAUGUGGCUGCCCAUAGUCUUUAUCCUUACUACCUGAUUUAUGUUAACGGGAGCCGAGCUCUUUCCGGUGGAACAUCCGCAGCUGUUCCUGUGUUCAGCUCCAUCGUGGCACUUCUGAACGACGCACGCUUCCGCGCCGGCAAGCCGGCCUUGGGCUUCCUGAACCCAUGGUUGUACAGCUCUGCCUCUGCACUCGACGACGUCACUCAAGGGGCUGCAGUGGGCUGUAACGGUGUCGAUCUCCAGAACAGCAAUCCAGUUCCAGGGGGUGGUAUUAUUCCGUAUGCCAGCUGGAACGCCACUGUGGCAUGGGAUCCUGCGACGGGUCUCGGCACACCCGAUUUCCAGAAGAUGAAGUCUUCAGCGUUGGCUGGAUGUCCCGGCAAGAACGGUGGUGGUUGGCACUGGGGUUGGAAUGGUGGCCAUGGGUGGUAA
Messenger RNA from Zasmidium cellare ATCC 36951, 1926 nucleotides. RefSeq lists its product as uncharacterized. Lineage: Eukaryota; Fungi; Ascomycota; Dothideomycetes; Mycosphaerellales; Mycosphaerellaceae. The transcript has 9 exons. Gene Ontology annotation, molecular function: serine-type endopeptidase activity; tripeptidyl-peptidase activity. Gene Ontology annotation, biological process: proteolysis. The record is from RefSeq and is a predicted model, not a curated record. Bases 1 to 1926 code for a protein of 641 amino acids.